AUGUACAAGUCCUUGAAGAACUGGAAAGAAGCCAUAGAAAAAGAAAUUGAUGAACUUAAGCAAGAGCUUACCAAUCAAAAGGAUGAAAUAAAAAGUUUGCACAAGAAGAGUAUCGGACAAGACCGCCUGAUAUCCAGACUACUGCGGCGUACGAAGGCACGUGCUGGGUCGUCUGCUCCAGCCUCUGAAGACAACGUGGAAGAGGUUCAGAAGAUAUCUGUUCAAAGUAAUGUGAACAGAAUUAAGCGAUCCAUGAAUAAGGCGACGGUUGCGUUCACAGCUGGUCUAACACACAUUUUUGACCAUGCCGGCGUUCGACAAAACAUAGUAUUCGAUCACGUGGAGACUAACCUUGGAAACGGCUACAAUCCUCAUCAUGGCGUGUUCACUGCACCAGUUUCAGGACUAUAUGUAUUUUAUUCAUCCAUUCUGGCCGAUAUGGAUCGAGAAGUUUGGUGCCGAAUAGUCGUGAAUGGGAAUAAUAAAGCGUCAGUGAAUGCACGUGGGACAAAUGGUCGGUAUGAUCAAGGAAGCCAGGCGAUAGAUGUUCAGCUUCAACAAGGAGAUGAUGUCUCUGUGCAAAACGCAGCGGCUGAUGAUUCCAUUUACGGGGACGCGAAAAUUUACUCAACGUUUUCCGGAUUUCUUCUACAGCAAGACGUUUCUUAA
Messenger RNA from Mercenaria mercenaria, 669 nucleotides. Its product is annotated as complement C1q tumor necrosis factor-related protein 3-like. The transcript is spliced from 2 exons. NCBI's taxonomy places the organism in Eukaryota, Metazoa, Mollusca, Bivalvia, Venerida, Veneridae. Bases 1 to 669 code for a protein of 222 amino acids. Gene Ontology annotation, molecular function: protein binding. The record is from RefSeq and is a predicted model, not a curated record.